CCCCUGACCUGUUCAGAAGUCAUUCCCCUGUCAACACACCUGAGGUCAUCGUUCGGCAGCAACUUGCAACAACAAGGCGUGACCAUUCAAGGUAUCUGGAUCCUCUUUAGAACUUUCAUGAAAUCCUGACAGCCUUUGAUUUGUUCGGUUUAUUUCAUCUGCAACACACUGGGACCAACCCUGAUCCACAACGUCUCGGCACGAAGUCACCCAUCAUGGCAUCACUCACAGAGGUGCUGGGUGUCUUCUGCUGGUGCCUCCCCUGCUUCUCACUCCCAGAGGACUACGACCAUGAUCCUCUCCUCCCACAAUACCGCGAUGACACAGUUCUCCAGAGAGAGCUGCACCAGAAGCUUCACAGCUAUCAGAUGCUACGUGCCCUGUCACAGGGGUUCAUGCCGUCCAACGAGCAGGUGAUCGUCAACCUGAGAACCAUCAUUGCUUCAGAUGUCCUCAAUCCGGAGAACGAGGACCUCAGUGAUUCAGGACGAGCACUGGUGCAUUAUGUCAAGGUCUGGCUCAAGCAGUUCAUGGACCUGCUCAUGCACAAGAAUGGCCAUGACCAGAUCGAGGACUUCAUUUGGUACUUGACCAAGGCAAGGGUCUCUGUGGACAUGGAGGAUAUCGCGAACCGCACAGCCAAGGCAACCUCCAAGGCUCAGACGGCAGCAGCAUACAAGAGUCUCCAAACAGUUGGCACCCUGCUGCUGACGAAUUCGGAUUUCAGGAUCUUUCUUUCCGAUCUGAACACCAUUGGGCGUGAAGUGUUCCGCGACACAGCUUUCACUCUCUCGGAGGUGUCUCAAAAAGCAGCUGAACGCAUCGAGCCGUCCCAAGAAGACCAAGAAGCCUUGAAGCGCCCCGGUGCAGAUGGCGACUCUGCUCCUACGAACAAAGAACUGCAACAGGAGGUUUCUGAGGUUGCAAAUGUGGUGGCGGAGAGCGUUGCUGAAGUGGCUCAGGAGGCCGAACACAGCUUCGUCGACAAAAUCAAAGGCGACGAGAAAAGCACAUUACUAUACCGACUGAAGCAGGCUGUCACGAAGUUGAGGGGCCGCACAGAUUAUUCCGAGUCAGUUUCCAUGUUGGCCAAGAUCCUGCAACGGUACGCCUUGGUCUAUUCGCAUGUCUUCGAAGAGACGGCCGGAACAGCCGAACGGGAUAUCCAUACCAAUCCGGAAACUGAGAAGGCGGUGAAAAACUUUUGGACGUUCUUGAAGUCAUUUGGUGACGCCAAAGAGUGGACGGAGCUCGAGAGGAGAUUCAAACAGCUCAUGGAGCAUGGGAAGAGCGACCCCGAGUUCGACCAACUUGUCCGGCAAGCAGGAAAUGCCGUCCAAGAGAUGCUGACCGACCCCGGAUUCUUUGAUUAUGCCGAGGAGAGGUUCCAGGAUUUACGAACAAAGUCACGGCAGCUGACUUCGGAUUCCUCGCUACGGGAUGAGGUGGACGGGCUUCUCGCCAAGCUGCAAUCCACCUUCCAAUCUGUGCUCAGAGACGAAGAUAUUGCGAAGCUGAUCCGGACGUCUACGUACAUCGCUAAAAUACUUUCGCCUGCACACCAGUACACCAACACAGAGCUGGUGACUGACGCCAUCAAUGUCUUUGUCCCUAUGUUUGUGCAGGCGAUCCAGUACGUCCCGAUACCGAGAGUCGAGGUCUCGACUCCGGAGGUCGAUCUCCUGCUCGAGAACCUUGUCAUCGAACCCGGUGUGACCGUCAACAACACUUCGUUCCUACCAUACAGGCUUCGCAUAGAGACACGGAACGAUCUAGAGAUUCGUAAAGCUCGUACUAGAACCACCUCAAGCGUGCAGUCGCUCAUGACCAUCAAGAUUGACGGUCUGUCGAUUCGUGCUGAGGAGGUCGGCUUCUGGCUGCGGACGCGCUCGGGGCUUUUCGAGAUCGCUGACGAGGGCAUCGCAUCGUUUGAGCUGGACGAGAAGGGUAUCGAUAUUGAGAUCGACGUCGAGAUAGCCAAGGAGCGCCUCGAGAGUAUACUGUCCCUCCGGGACGUCCGCGUUCACAUCCACAAGCUCAACUACAGCCUCCGCAAGUCCAAGUUCGCCUAUGCAGCGUUUGCCCUGAAGCCUGUCCUGGUCCCCAUUAUCCGGAAGGCUAUGGAGGUGCAGAUAUCAACGGCCAUUGGAGACCUGAUACACGCGGCGAACCGAGAGCUCCUGUAUGCCCGUGAGAGACUGCGGGCUACUCGCAUCGCUGACCCAGCUGAUCUUAUGACCUUCAUCAAGGCUGUUGCCGCUAGGCUUGUGCCAGAGGAAGACCCAGAUUUGUACACCAGGGUUGGGUUGGUGGAGCCUGGUACUGGCGUAUUCAAGGGCGUCUAUGCUCCUGGCAGCAUCGUCAAGGUGUGGAAUGAGGAGGCUGCUCAAGCCAAGCAGAAGAUUCGAGAGGGUGAGAGUGACCAGGGUUGGAGGAACAGCAUUUUUGAUGUGAUCACAACUCAUGUCUAAGUUCUGGGAUGCUGAGGCUCAUCUGACAGCAAACGGCUCUUCUUCUUUUGUUUUGUUUUCUGGUAUUUCUUGUUGGGAGGGCUGCGAGGACAGGAAGGGCGUGGCUCAGCAUGGGGUAAUAAGCAUCGGGAGUACUAGGGAAAGUGAUUCGAGACUGAGACUUAAAUCUCGACUGGAGCAGCCAAAGUGAUUUCCAGAACAGUGUUUCGGCGACACGUGUGAAUUUUCCGUGGGUGGUGGGCGUCCGACCGAUUACCAAAGUGACAAACGGAGCUCUGGUGCAAAAGUGUGCAGCCCAUCCCAAUCUUCCUGUCAACUUUGUGAAUUUGGCAGCCUGCAAACGCGUGUUUUCUUGCUGAAGACCAACACAGCCAGACCUGUGUCCCCUUGACCUCCAGCAAUCGGUCUUCUUUCUGUCCACACUCACUACCAUACUCGUC
Messenger RNA from Diaporthe batatas, 2911 nucleotides. RefSeq lists its product as uncharacterized. Gene Ontology annotation, molecular function: lipid binding. The transcript has 2 exons. Bases 216 to 2471 code for a protein of 751 amino acids. NCBI's taxonomy places the organism in Eukaryota, Fungi, Ascomycota, Sordariomycetes, Diaporthales, Diaporthaceae. The record is from RefSeq and is a predicted model, not a curated record.